Passer montanus (Eurasian tree sparrow) is the source of this 1654-nucleotide messenger RNA. RefSeq names its product CXADR like membrane protein (gene CLMP). Lineage: Eukaryota; Metazoa; Chordata; Aves; Passeriformes; Passeridae. The transcript is spliced from 8 exons. The record is from RefSeq and is a predicted model, not a curated record. Bases 442 to 1554 code for a protein of 370 amino acids. Gene Ontology annotation, cellular component: cell surface; cytoplasmic microtubule; membrane.
UGAUGUCCCAAACCACAGGCUGGCAGCCUUGCCCAUGGUUUGCUGCCUUCCUCGAGGCUCCACAAACACUUUCAUAACUGUUCUGAGGGGAGGAAUUUCUGCUCUGCGUUCCAAGGCACCGAGGCAAAAUUGUUCUGUGCUGCCGUGGAUGUGAAGUCCUCGCCGCGCUGCCUCUGCCUCUUCUCCCCCAGAAACUCCAAGGGCCCUGAAUUUGCAGCCCCAAAAUAAAAAAGAAAUCCAUCCGGAUGGAAGAUGGACCAGGGGGUGAAUAGCAGGAGGGAAGAAAGAGUGAAGUUGGUGAUUUUUCUGGCACAUGGAUGCAAUUACACUCAGUGCAUUCCAGAGGCGUUCCUUUGAAUCCUGUGCAGGUCUGCCUGCCGUCCUUGGGAGAGAGGAAGAAAAAGGAAAAGGGAGGAAAAGUCCCUCUUGCUGGGAGACGGAAUGUCUGCAUUUUCAAUCCUCUUCCUAGCUUCCUGCUCUGUUUGGCUCUGCGAGGCUCAGACUGAGUUCAAGAGGGUGGCAGAAGAAAACGUGACCCUGCCGUGCCACCACCGCCUGGGGCUGCUGGAGCAGGGCAGCCUGGACAUCGAGUGGCUGCUGCACAUCUCCGAGACCGUGCAGAAAGCGGUGAUCACCUACUCCGGGGGCCGUGUUUAUGAUGACCUGAACGAGGAGCAGAAGGGCCGUGUCUCCUUCACCUCCAACUUCCUUGCUGGAGAUGCAUCCCUGCAGAUCAUCUCCCUGCAGUCCAGCGACGCAGGGAAAUACAUCUGCAAGGUCAAGAACGCUGGCCAGUACGAGUGGGCUCGCAUCACCCUCAAGGUCGUGGAGAAACCCUCCAAGCCCAAGUGCUGGCUGGAGGGGGAGCUGCUGGAAGGGAAGGAGCUGUCCCUGCAGUGCCGCUCCGCCUCGGGCACGGCCCCCAUCUCCUACCGCUGGCAGCGCCUCAGCGAGGAGGACGAGAGAGCCGAGCAGCUGCCGCCCAACUCCAGAGUCAACAUCUCGAACCCGGGGCAGGUCCUGCUGAAGAACCUGACUCAGAUGAGCACGGGUUUGUACCAGUGCGUGGCCACCAACGAGGCGGGGCAGGAGAGCUGCGCGCUGCAGGUGACGGUGCAGCAUGCACAAAACAUCAGCAUGAUCGCCGGGGCAGUGUGCGGAGUGGUGCUGGGGCUCUCCCUCCUCUUCCUCGUGGUGAGGCUGACCAUCAGGAGGAAAGAGAAGAAGAGGUACGAGGAAGAGGAGGCACCCAACGAAAUCAGGGAGGAUGCCGAGGCACCCAAGGCGCACCUGGUCAAACCCAGCUCCUCCUCCUCGGGCUCGCGGAGCUCCCGCUCGGGUUCCUCCUCCACCAGGUCCACAGCCAACAGUGCCUCCCGCAGCCAGCGGACUUUGUCCACCGAGGCCACCCCGCACCUGACCCCUCCCCAGUACAGCCAGCGCCAGCUGGACAGGAAAGAAGAGCCCAAAAAAGUCGAUUCCAACCCGCUGGCGAAGGUGGCGGUGCCCGCCGUGAUGGUGCCCGCACAGAGCCGCGCCUUCCAGACCGUGUGACAUCCCCGGAGCCCCGCGUCCCCUGUCCCCAGCGCCACUGUCACAGCACCGGCCACUUCGCAGCGCCAGGGCAGCCAGCUCUCCUCGUGGGCAGCCCCUU